AUGUCUUCAGUUCAAAAAAUCAUUUUAUUCAAGAAAAAUACUCCAGUCUCGGUUAUUGAGGAAGUUGCUAAAGAAAUCGAAGCAAAAAGCGGUAAAGUCGUCAGUAGUACAUCAAAGACUGUUAAAACUAUCACGUAUUCUGUUGAUUCAAACGCUAUAGGCGUUGCUGCGAUUGCUAAUAUUACUAGUGAAAAAAGUGAACAUAUUGAAGAAGUUCAGGAUGACGCAAUAGUCACUACUCAGUGA
This is a messenger RNA of Acaulospora morrowiae, 246 nucleotides long. Lineage: Eukaryota; Fungi; Glomeromycota; Glomeromycetes; Diversisporales; Acaulosporaceae. The record is from the annotation of a GenBank genome assembly.